This is a messenger RNA of Drosophila guanche, 892 nucleotides long. RefSeq lists its product as uncharacterized. Bases 53 to 418 code for a protein of 121 amino acids. NCBI's taxonomy places the organism in Eukaryota, Metazoa, Arthropoda, Insecta, Diptera, Drosophilidae. The transcript has 2 exons. The record is from RefSeq and is a predicted model, not a curated record.
GGUUUAGUUUAUCGUGACAUUGCUUGGAAAUAGAAAUAAAAACAAAUAAAUAAUGGCAACAGACGUAGAGCCAGCCACGACAGCAGACAAGUUCUCCGCAAAUGCCGAGGAAUUGGAGAGCUACUAUCUAAUGCUCGAGGCUGGUAAUAUACCGGAGUUGCAGUGGCAAUUCCCCGGCCGGCGGGCACCCUCACCGGAUGCCAGCUCUGGUGGGAAUAGCAAGGAGCUGGAGCAGGCCACCGAUGCCAUUGAGCAGGAGCCACAGAAGGCGAAUGACUUUGACUUCAGCGACGAUGUGGCGCCCACACAGAUGCGGGUACGCAGCCAAACAUCCACACCGAAAUCAGCCAAAAAGAAGACGGCCGACUUUGCUGGGGUCAUGGAGACUCUCAAGAAGAAAAAUGCCGAGAGCUCCUAGCAUACGGAGAGGCGUAGCAUCAGCCAUAAGCCAUUCUUCUGAUACGACCACGGGCACCCGGCACCCGAACUCUGGAUUUGAAUUAAAGGAUCGAAAAGGUAAUAUUUUGAUAUUUAAGCUAGAGUAGAAUUAGAUGUUUUACAGUUAGCAAUUAAGUAGAAAUGUCCCUCAUAAUGUAUAUCUUAACUGAAGUUUUAUGUUUGAAAUGCUUGGACAAUUGGCUAAAGACUUACGGAUUGCAAACGAAGACAAAUAGAUUAUAUAUAACAACAGCAUUAAAGUUAGCAAUAAGAAAUCAUCUAGGUCCGGGGAUAAGCAGCAGGAAGUAUAUGCAUAUUUUUGGUGCAAUUUUGUAGAGGGAUAAGUCGAUGCAUCCUUCCUUUUGUGGAAUUUGUACGAUUUAAUGCUUGCAUUUUUGUUGGCUGUUUUAUGCCCACAUAUUUUAUCCAUACAUAUGUAAGUAAUUUUUAAUUU